Molecule: messenger RNA, 1729 nt
Organism: Fragaria vesca subsp. vesca
Lineage: Eukaryota; Viridiplantae; Streptophyta; Magnoliopsida; Rosales; Rosaceae
Product: UBX domain-containing protein 2-like
Exons: 11
Coding region: 45-1514 (489 amino acids)
Biological process (GO): proteasome-mediated ubiquitin-dependent protein catabolic process
Cellular component (GO): nucleus
Molecular function (GO): ubiquitin binding
Source: RefSeq, a predicted model, not a curated record
GAGGUCAAACUCGUAGUUACACACCCCUCUCCAAGCUGUCCAUCAUGAAAAACAAUAAAAGAAAGAAGAGCAAAAUCUCAGAGGAACAACCAGAAGCACAACCAGUCGCCAAAAUCCCCAAAUCGAGCAAGGCGGAGAUGGAGGCGGCGUCGUCAGCCGAGGAGCAGCAGCAGAGCACGGUGGCUCUGUUUAUGGAGAUCGCCGCCGGACAGACCGACGAGACCGCGCGGCGGUUUUUGCAGGCUACGGGUUGGAAUCUUGAGGAAGCACUGCAGCUUUUUUAUGUGGGUAAUGAAGCGGGGCCGGUUGCUCAGCCGCAGCCGCAGCCGCCGACUGGAAAUGCUAGUAAUUUGGCUGAACAGAGUUCUGGUGUGAAUGAGAAUGUGGCACAAUACGUUGAGGAUGAAGUGCGUGCGCCAAUGCCUGUUAUAAGGGACGUCCUGUAUGAUGAUGUUGCUCUCUAUCAAGCUGGGUUGCUUGCAUCUACAUCUCCAAUGACAAGACUUCCAGUAAAUGAAUCGGGAGUAAUUGCAUUCCGUAAUUUUAAUGAGGAAUUGAAACAUCCUGGGGUGUGGGAAUCUAAUGAAGGUGCUACAUCCACAACAGACAGUUCUCGAGAUAAUCUCGCUUCCUUGUAUCGGCCUCCCUUUAAGCUAAUGUUCCAGGGUUCGUUUGAAAAGGCAAAGAGUGCUGCAUCCGUCCAGGACAAAUGGCUCAUGGUGAACUUGCAAUCCAAUUCAGAGUUCAGCUCCCAUAUGCUCAAUCGAGACACCUGGGCUAAUGAAGCUAUUUCUCAGACCAUUAUCACUAAUUUUAUCUUCUGGCAGACAUAUGAUGAUACAACUGAAGGCAAGAAGGUUUGUACAUACUACAAAUUGGAAUCUAUGCCUGUUGUUCUCAUACUUGACCCCAUCACUGGGCAGAAAAUGCGUUCAUGGAAUGGAAUGGUUCACCCGGAACGUUUGCUAGAGGAUCUUUUACUCUUCAUGGAUAGUGGUCCCAGGGAUCAUCAUUUAGCUUUAUCUAACAAGCGGCCAAGAGAAAGUUCUCUGCCUCAACCACAGAACACAAAUGUGGUUGCAGAACAAACUAAUGAAGAAGAUGAGGAAGUGCAACGUGCAUUAGCAGCUUCAAUGGGAAGCAUGAAGGAGACAAGUGGAACCAUUUCAAAAGACGAAGGAGAAAUCAUUACUGACAAGGAAGAAGAAACAUCCUUACCCAAGAAGCCUACGUAUCCACCUUUGCCUGAAGAACCCAGUGGUGAUAAGAGCCGCAUUUGCAGAGUUGGAGUCCGUCUUCCAGAUGGGCGCAGGGCCCAGCGCAAUUUCUUACGGGUUGAUCCUAUUCAGCUUUUGUGGUCAUUCUGCUAUUCACAGUUGAAGGAAGCUGAGACAAGGCCCAUUCGAUUGACACAUGCAGUCCCCGGAGCUACAAAGUGUCUGGAUUAUGAUUGUGAAUCUACAUUUGAAGAGUCGGGUCUCCCCAACACCAUGGUCUCAGUUACUUGGGAGUGAAGCCAGUUAAAUUCAUGGUCUUGGACUGUUAGGAUUGUGCAUGAAGAUUUUCUGUCUGUCCUCUUGUUUAUACUUAACUUGGAGACACAGAGUUUGGAGUGUACUCUUUAUUUUGUAUAUACUCAUGCUGAUGCAAAGGAAAAUGCGCAUGAAUCGACACAGUUUAUUUACUUAGUCACGUAUUUACCCUUAAGUUAUGCCAAAAGACUUUGAUU